This is a messenger RNA of Pestalotiopsis fici W106-1, 2478 nucleotides long. RefSeq lists its product as uncharacterized. The record is from RefSeq and is a predicted model, not a curated record. Lineage: Eukaryota; Fungi; Ascomycota; Sordariomycetes; Amphisphaeriales; Sporocadaceae. The coding region runs from base 1 to 2478 and encodes 825 amino acids. The transcript has a single exon.
AUGUCUAUGUCUGGAUUUAGUAUCAGGAGAUUAGUGUCCAAGAGGUCGGAACAACGAUCGUCGGUCGACCUCAGGGAGAGGGAAUGCAGCGGCGAUGAAGGCUUCCAAGACCCCAGCAAUCCAGAUUCCAAAGACACGCGAAAGGAGUCAUGGUUCACUACAAGCCGGAAACAGGGCAAAUCAUGGUCCUCGACUUCAAAAUUCAGCUUCAGGCCGCGGAGCCUCCCGUAUAAUAUCUCGAGCAUUCUGCUGCCGCUGUCAUCGACUGAGACAUCGGCAUCAUCCUCGGCUAGUUCAUUGUGUAGUUGCGACAGGCACGGAUCCCCGAGUCUCGCCGGAAGGAGCAGGUCAACUCUUUGUUCGCUAGGGUCAAGGGACGAGAGCAGCGAGCUGUCAUUACACGCAUCAAGUACCACCAGCUACGACGGCAACGCAACCUCAUCGCCCUUGUCUGAGCGAGACAAUGAUACAGACUCUACACCCACGCAGAGCAGACUCAACUCGUCAAGGACCAACGUUGAUCAGAUCCAAGAAUCAAUGCCUUCAAGCGCAGAGGACAAGGACAAAGACACAAGCCGGCCAGGCAGUAGUGUGCUCGACGCCACCGAUACUGGCGUCAGACACAGCGUCGAAGAGUUCAUCCAAGAAGCCAACAAGGCCUUCAAGAUUGGGAAUUCUUUCAGAGAAGUCAACGCCACCCGCACAUCCUUCAAUGAAACACCAAGAUUACCACCUGCAGAAGCGAAUGCCUCUGCCCCACGCAGGCGCGCAUCUGUUCAACGAAAGCCCAAGAAGACAUAUCGAUUCGCUCGAUCUACAGCAACAACACCCAUAUCGCCAGCUAAUUCAGUAAGACGGAAACCAUCGGUCAAGACAGUCAAGAGGAAGAAAUCAACCAAGGCACGACAACCAAUGAAAUCACAUCGCAAGUCGCUAGGCCCCAAGCCGGCAAGCAAGAACAAUUCAAAAUGGACAGAGAACAUGUCGGAUUUAUUGAGCGGGAAACUAUUCCAGAAAAUCGAAGCAGAUGAAAUGUUGACGCCGGCGCAAUUGGAGGCUUAUAAGCUGCGCAGGUUGUCCAAGCUUCAGCUGGCGGCCAGGGAGGCGGCAGCAAGUGAGACAUCCCUUGCCUUGGAGACCGAGACAGUCGAUACGCCGGUCGAACCGUUCCACAUGGAUGACCUGCCGUCGAGGAUAGGAUCAUCGGGUGUCAAGCUCACGGCCAGUACGCCGAUCGAGGAGAGACCGGAUCCUGCAGUUCUCAAGGGCACAGCAAAGAAUGUGAUAGUAACCAACGAAAACAACAAUGAUGAACUAUUUCUAGGACAAACCAAGGCCACAGGCUCAAGAGUUCUGCCCUCUUCCGACCCUGCUGCCAAGAUAUCAACGAUCCAGGAUGACCACCCAAACCAGCACAGUCAAACGACAAGCCCAAGCCGGUACAUACUGCGCAAAAUUCCCGAGCUACCGACAAUAUCCGAAAACACCACAGUCCGCGGGGAUGAGGAGUUGUUCCUCACCCACGGCCCGGCCAAAGGCAGAAGAAGCGACAGCGCUGCCAGCAUCACCACCACCACCACGACUACUCUGGACCCCGACUACGUCUACCUGCGCUCGACCCCCUACACCCUGACGGCGCCGCGCUUCCGGCACGGGCCCAUCCGGCUCGCGCGAGCGGACCUCUGCCCUGAGCCGCAAAUUCUCGGCGGCGAGGACGGCGGCCUCGACUGGACCGCCUUUCAAAUGGCCAUAUUGGGCGGUGCCGGCGACAUGUACUUUUUCAACAAUGACAAUAACGAGCGUCUGGCGCGGCAGCACGCGGCCGACGACGCCGACGCCAUUUGUGCCUGGUGGGACGAUUGGGGGUUCGAUGACGGCUACGGAGCCCUCGUCGCCUCGCCGUCCGUGGACAAGGACCACCACCAGCACCGUAACCACUACCGAUCAUCCUCACGCUUGUUCCCUGUGUCGUCUUCGUCGCGGCGGCCUUCGGACACUACCACCAGUAGUAGUAGCAGUAGUAGUUGCGACACCUCGGACAGCGCCGGCUACAGCAACCCCGAGGACACGCAGCUGUACCAAGACAUUGGCCGGGACAACCCCUACAGCCCAAAGCACAAGUGGGAGACCCUGCGGCGCAAGGCGGUUCUAGAGGGCCGCUCCAUGGAUCUCGACGUGGGCGACGGCACCAAGAACGGCCGCAAGGGACGACGCAAGCACCGUAACCACAAGCUGUCCAAUAACAGCAGCGUCGGGGCCAAGAAGAAGUCGGGCGGAGGAGCACUGGAUAUGCGAGAAAGCCUAGCCAGCAUGCCUCAGAGCCCCAUGCUGGAUCUACAGGUCAUGACGAGCGACAAUGGCGACGUGGAUAUCGUGCCCAUGGGCUACAAUCUAAGCCAUGACUUGGGUGACUUCUUGAGCUGGGGAAAUGAGAAUGUCCACCUGGGCAACGUGCAUUAUGAUGACAAUUUCAUAUAA